AUGACCAUCUCUGAGCUCACUUGCAUCUAUUCUGCUCUCAUCUUUCAUGAUGAUGAGGUUAUGGUCAUUAAAGGAGCAGGUAUAAAUGUUGAACCGUUCUGGCCUGGAUUAUUUGCAAAGUCCCUGAAAAAUGUAAACAUUGCAAGUCUCAUCUGCAAUGUAGGAGUUGGUGGACCUACCCCAGCAGCUGGUGGUGCUACCCUGCUGGAAGUGCUGUUCCUGCUAGCACAGCUGCCCCAGCUGAGGAGAAGAAGAAAGAGGAAGCAAAAGAAGAAGAAUCCGAGGAGUCUGAUGGUGACAUGGGCUUGUUCUUUUUGA
Molecule: messenger RNA, 318 nt
Organism: Dromiciops gliroides (monito del monte)
Lineage: Eukaryota; Metazoa; Chordata; Mammalia; Microbiotheria; Microbiotheriidae
Product: 60S acidic ribosomal protein P1-like
Exons: 1
Coding region: 1-318 (105 amino acids)
Biological process (GO): cytoplasmic translation
Cellular component (GO): cytosolic large ribosomal subunit
Molecular function (GO): protein kinase activator activity; ribonucleoprotein complex binding; structural constituent of ribosome
Source: RefSeq, a predicted model, not a curated record